AUGCAUAAAUAUUAUGAAAUUGCUACACUUAACUUCCUUCCUUCUUCCCUCAUAGCUCUUUGUGGAGGAAAUAUAACUGCUAUGAAUGGUACAAUAUAUUCACCUGGCUACCCUGAUGAAUAUCCAAAUUUUCAAGACUGUUUUUGGCUUGUAAGAGUACCACCAGGAAAUGGCAUUUAUAUCAAUUUUACUGUUCUUCAAACUGAACCAAUAUAUGAUUUUAUAACAGUUUGGACAGUUUGUGUAUUUAGUUCCUUCAGUUUUAAUUAUAAAGUGCAUUUAUUAACAUAUAGGGACAUAAUAAGGUACCAGUGCCUACCAGGUUUUACAUUAGUUGGUAGUGAGAUUCUGACAUGUCGACUAGGAGAGCGAUUGCAGAUGGAUGGCACACCACCUUCUUGCCAAGUAUUGUGUCCAGCAAAUGAAUUGCGCCUUGAUUCAACUGGAGUGAUUCUCAGCCCAGGCUACCCAGAUAGCUAUCCAAAUCUUCAAAUGUGUGCUUGGACCAUUACAGUGGAAAAGGGUUACAAUAUCAGCCUUUACUUUGAAUUCUUCCAGACCGAGAAAGAAUUUGAUAUACUUGAGGUGUUUGAUGGACCAAACAGUCAUAGCCCAUUGCUAAUCUCCUUAAGUGGAGAUUAUACCUCCUCUCUCAAUAUAACAAGCACUGGCCAUGAAGUAUUUCUCCGAUGGUCAGCAGACCAUGGUACCAACAAAAAAGGUUUUAGGAUAAGAUACAUAGCUAUCUCCUGUGGAAUUCCAAAAGCUCCAUUAAAUGGUGGGAUAUUAACUACAGAUUACUUAGUAGGCACGUACGUUACUUACUUUUGCAAUGAUGGGUACCGGCUAUCCUCCAAGGAACUAACCACUGCAUCCUGCCAGCCAGAUGGCACAUGGAGCAACCAUAAUAAAACACCUCGCUGUGUAGUUGUUACCUGCCCAAGCAUUAAUUCAUUUACCCUGGAACAUGGAAGGUGGCGAAUAGUGAAUGGUUCUCACUAUGAGUACAAAACAAAAGUAGUUUUUAGCUGUGAUCCUGGCUACCAUGGAUUGGGACCAGAAUCCAUUGAAUGCCUCGCUAAUGGAACUUGGAGCUGGAGAAACGAGAGGCCAUACUGCCAAAUUAUUUCCUGUGGAGAACUUCCUACACCUCCAAAUGGGAAUAAAAUUGGGACUCAGAUUACAUAUGGCUCGACUGCUAUAUUUACUUGUGACCUAGGAUUCAUGCUGGUGGGCUCAGCGGUAAGAGAAUGUCUCUCUUCUGGAUUAUGGAGUGGAACUGAAACGAGAUGCUUAGCGGGUCAUUGUGGAAUUCCAGAUCUUAUCGUUAAUGGUCAAGUGAUCGGUGAAAAUUAUGGAUAUAGAGACACUGUUGUAUAUCAGUGCAGCCCUGGCUUUAGGCUCAUUGGUUCUUCUGUACGGAUCUGCCAGCAAGAUCACAACUGGUCUGGUCAGCUUCCAUCCUGUGUGCUGGUCAACUGUUCGGAUCCAGGAAUCCCUGGAAAUUCUAUAAGAGAAAGCAAAAUAGAACAUGGAAAUUUUACCUACGGUACAGUUGUUUUUUAUGACUGCAGUCCAGGAUAUUUUUUAUUUGGGUCUUCAAUUUUAGUCUGUCAGCCGAAUGGACACUGGGAUAAACAUCUGCCAGAAUGUAUUAUGAUUGACUGCGGUCAUCCUGGCAUUCCUCCAAAUGCGAUCCUUUCUGGAGAGAAAUACACAUUUGGAUCUACUGUUCAUUAUUCUUGUUCAGGAAGGAGAUCUUUAAUAGGCCAGGCAUCCAGGACAUGUCAACUAAAUGGACACUGGAGUGGAACAAUGCCUCAUUGCUCAGGUGACACAGCAGGGACUUGUGGGGAUCCAGGAAUCCCAGGCCAUGGUUCUAGGGAACAAACUAAUUUUAGAACUAAAAGUGUUGUACAGUUCUCUUGUGAGCUUGGUUACAUCCUUCAUGGAUCAGAAGAAAGAACUUGUUUGGCAAAUGGAAGUUGGACAGGAAGGCAACCAGAAUGUAAAGCUGUUCAGUGUGGUAAUCCUGGAACAACAGCUAAUGGGAAAGUGUUUCAAAUUGAUGGCACAACAUUCUCUAGUUCUGUGAUUUAUUCCUGCAUGGAAGGCUAUAUUCUGUCUGGACCUUCUGUGCGACAAUGCACUGCCAAUGGGACGUGGUCUGGUUCCUUGCCGAAUUGUACAAUAAUCAGUUGUGGAGAUCCAGGAAUACCAGCCAAUGGAUUGAGAUACGGGGAUGAUUAUGUAGUUGGACAAAAUGUUACUUAUAUGUGUCAACCUGGAUACACAAUGGAAGCCAACAGUUCCAAAAUUCGUACUUGCACUAGUAAUGCCACAUGGAGCGGAAUGCUGGCAACUUGUAAAGCUGUUACCUGUCCAACUCCACCCCAGAUUUCUAAUGGAAAACAGGAAGGAAUAAAUUUUGAUUGGGGGUUCAGCAUUAGUUAUGUCUGUUCACCUGGCUAUGAAUUAUCAUUUCCUGCUGUUUUGACUUGUGUUGGGAACGGAACAUGGAGUGGUGAAGUCCCACAGUGCUUACCAAAGUUUUGUGGUGACCCAGGAGUACCUGCUCAAGGCAAAAGGGAAGGCAAAAGCUUUAUUUAUCAGUCAGAAGUCUCUUUCAGUUGUAAUCUUCCAUUUGUGUUGGUUGGUUCCAGCACUCGUAUAUGUCAAGCAGAUGGUACAUGGAGUGGAUCAUCUCCCCGUUGCAUAGAACCUACUCGGACAGCCUGUGAAAACCCUGGGGUUCCUCGUCAUGGAUCGCAAAACAACACCUUUGGUUACCAGGUAGGCAAUAUUGUGCAGUUUCACUGCAGAAAAGGCUACCUGCUUCAAGGGUCUACAACUCGAACCUGCCUUCCUGACCUUACAUGGAGUGGGAUCCAACCUGAAUGCAUUGCUCACAGCUGCAAGCAGCCCGAAUCUCCAGCUCACACAAAUGUGGCAGGAAUGGAUCUUCCAUCUCUCGGUUAUACCUUGAUAUAUACAUGCCAACCCGGAUUCUUUCUAGCAGGAGGAUCAGAACAUAGAGUCUGUAGAUCUGAUGGCACAUGGACAGGGAAGGUUCCUUUCUGUGAAGCUGGUUCUAAAAUUUUGGUGAAAGAUCCUAGACCUGCUUUGGGAACACCAAGCCCCAAAUUAAAUGGGUUGUAUAAAAGUCAAGAAGCCCGUUUAAUGCUCCAUAUAUAUCUCAUUAAAGCACCAUACCAAACUUCUGCGAACAAACUGAAAGACGACAAAUGGGCAAUGGAUGGCUUUGUUUCUGCAGAACCUGAUGGUGCAACCUAUGUUUUUCAAGGAUUUAUUCAGGGUAAAGAUUAUGGUCAGUUUGGACUUCAAAGAUUAGGACUUAAUAUGUCUAAAGGAUCAAAUUCAUUAAAUCAAUCACAUGGUACAAACAGCAGUUCUGUGGCCAUUGCUAUUCUCGUGCCUUUUUUCGCCCUUAUUUUAGCAGGCUUUGGAUUUUACCUUUAUAAACAAAGGUAG
Molecule: messenger RNA, 3492 nt
Organism: Thamnophis sirtalis
Lineage: Eukaryota; Metazoa; Chordata; Lepidosauria; Squamata; Natricidae
Source: RefSeq, a predicted model, not a curated record